Messenger RNA from Menidia menidia (Atlantic silverside), 3755 nucleotides. NCBI's taxonomy places the organism in Eukaryota, Metazoa, Chordata, Actinopteri, Atheriniformes, Atherinopsidae. The record is from the annotation of a GenBank genome assembly.
AGAACUGCUCUACAUGAGGCAGCAUCCCAUGGCAGGGCCUUACAGUUGAAGCAACUCAUUGAAAAUGGAGCAUCUAUUAACAUUGUGACUGUGGACAACAUAACUCCACUACAUGAUGCUUGCAUACAGGGUCAUCCAAACUGCGCCAGGCUGCUGCUGGAGGCCGGAGCCCAGGUAGAUGUACGGACUAUACAUGGCAGCACUGCUCUUUGUAAUGCUUGCGCUUCUGGUAGCCUAGAGUGUGCCAAGCUACUUUUACAGUAUGGAGCCCAAGUGAACCCAUCUCUCACAGCCCUUACUGCUUCACCUCUUCAUGAGGCAUGCAUACAAGGAAAUGUGGAAGUUGUGAGGUUGAUGAUAGCCAGUGGCGCUAAUCUUGAGGCAUUCGACGUCCACUUUGGCCCCCCCCUUCACAUAGCCUGCGUUAAAGGACAUGUGGAUUGUGUUAAGGAGCUGCUAAGAGCAGGUGCAAGGGUGAAUUCAGUGAAGUUCCAUGACACUGCUUUGCACCAUGCAGCUCGAGCGCAAAUGGUGAACAUGAUCGAUACACUGGUGGAAUUUGGAGCCAACGUGUACGCUAGUGACAACCUUGGAAAAAAACCUGUGCACUACACAAGUCCUACAUCUCCCUCUUAUUUCUCCCUCUGCUUUUAUGAAAGUAAUCCACUGAGUCUACAGCAGCUUUGCAGGAUUGCUUUGAGGAUGAUGCUGGGUACCAAGGCAACUGAGGUGAUGCGUCAGCUCAGUAUAUCCCCCCGCAUCCAGAGCUACCUUCAGUAUUGUGAUCAUCCCACAUCACUGAAGCGGCUGUUUACAAACAACGCCUCGCGUUGUUUUUUCGCCGACACCAACAAUUCUGGGACAGGAGACGGGCAGAGGAUGGAGAUAGAAAAUUUUCAGUCAUAUUGCUUUGGAGACAUUGGCAGUUGGGCAGAAAGAACUGAAGUACAUAAGGCAGCAUCCCUUGGUCAGACUUCACAGUUGCAAGACCUCAUCCAGGGUGGGGCCUCAGUUAAUGUGGUUGCUGUGGACUCCAUCACACCCCUUCAUGAAGCCUGCCUACGAGGACAGGCCCAGUGUGUGCAGCUGCUGCUGGAAGCUGGAGCCCAGGUAGAUGCGAGGAAUGUGGACGGAAGCACCCCGCUGUGCGAUGCCUGUUCAGCUGGUAGUUUAGAGUGUGUUAGGCUUUUGCUGGAGCACGGUGCUAAGGCCAACCCUGCCCUCACUUCCCGCACAGCUUCCCCUCUUCAUGAGGCCUGCAUGGGUGGUAACUCAGACUGUGUGAAGCUUCUGAUUACCAUGGGUGCUGGUCUCGAGGCGUAUGACCUUUACUAUGGGACCCCUCUGCAUGUGGCUUGUGUAAACGAGCAUACGGACUGUGUUAAAGUUCUUCUCAAUGCAGGUGCUAGGGUGAAUGCUUCAAGGCUACACGAGACUCCACUUCACCACGCUGCUAAAACCAUGCGAGUGGAGAUGAUUGAGAUACUCGUGGAGUUUGGGGCCAACAUCUAUGCAAGAGAUCAGCACAACAGGAAACCUUUGGACUACACUACUCCGGGUUCUCCCUCUGCAGAUUGUUUGCAGUUUUAUGAGGCCACUCCUAUGAGUCUCCAGCAGCUCAGCAGAUUGGCUGUGAGGAAGAAGCUUGGAACCACAGCACUAACAGUCUUAGCUCAACUUGAUAUGCCAAAACUUAUCAUUAAUUACCUUUGCUAUCAGUGAGUGGCACAACCUACAAGAAGAGCAGGGUUAGUUUAAAAAAAAAACAAUGACUGUGAACUCAAAGUGGCCAAACAAUUGCAGCAAAACCGGUCUUGCUGCCAACACCUGUUGACAAACCUUAAAGUGUACAGCACAAUGGUAUUGCAUGUUUUUAAAACUGACCUGAAAGUGCAGCGUUAGACUGGAGGCUGUUUGGAGGCGGUUGAAGUAUUUUUCUGACGUCAGAUUAAAAAAGAAAAUGGAAAGAAGCUCAACAUCACCCAUGUGUAGCACUGGGAUCCUUUUUUGUCUUAAGAAUUAACUUAAUUCUGAUAUUUAUAAAUUCUUAUUGUGCGUUUUAAUAGCACUUUGAAUAUCCUGACUGGAGAAAGCAGGAAAAUAUAGGUACUCCCAGUUGUAGUACCAUUAGAAAUAAAUGUUUUUUUGCACAAAGUUUGUGCGAAAAUGUUCCACAUUAUUGUAAUUUGGCAGCUUGGAAAAACCAAUAACACAAGAGGUUGUAUCUCCUAUCCUGGUGUCAAAGCCGAGAUUCAGACAUAACAUCUGAACUGAUUUGUACAGUAUAAUUAAAGGCAUAUUUGGAGUUGUAUAUAGCCCUAAACUCCUUUAACAGCAUUACUUCAUUAGCUUUUUUGGCCAUUAAUGGUUUACCGAAAUGGCCAAACAUUACCUCUUAGACUUAAUUUUUAUUGUGAAGUUUCUUACUCGCAUUGGAAUUGGCAACAAUUACAUCUAAUAAUUGCAUAUUAAAAGUGUUGUCUUAACAUUUAACAAAAAACAAAUCAUUUAUCAGAUACCACUUGAGAAAGGAAUAUUCUAGAAAUAAAAAAGAACUUUGGAUACAAAGUCAUUUUAACAGAACACAGCACAGUGCUCACAGAAGAGAGGAGCAGAAGUGAUAUAGUCUUUAAGAGAUGAGUUCAAUUCAGCGGUCAAAUUUUCUUAAGUAAAUGCUACCAGAUCAAAUAUUGCUGGGCAAAUACAUAAUAGCUGUGACUGUAAUUGCUUUGCAGAAGUAAGAGGAAACAGAUCGAUCCUCGCUUUUUCUCUUGCAUUUUACACAUAUUCUAAAUGAUAGAAAGGCUAUAAUCUAUGGGAGACAUCAGUCCCUGCUGCCAAUUCAAAGCUCAGUGCCUGUUGCUCCAUCAGGUCUACUUAUAGACACAGCCCAGGGAGCUCAGUGGGGUCCCGAUAUUUUUAGCCAAGGCUUGCAGGUUUGUUUAUGAAUUCCUCUGUGCUUCAGGUUGCUUCAGUGUUUUACGCAUAGUUGACAUGGCCUAUUUUCCAUUUUCUAGUUCCAUACCUUUGUUUUUUUAAUCUUCUUUCUUAAAGGUCAACAUACAGUGACAUAGAUAUGUUGCAUUGAAUCAGACUGCUUUAGUAUGAGAUACUGAGAUAGAAGUAUUCACAUCUGUCUGGAUCAUGGUGCCAGAGUGAGCACAGAGUGCUCUGAAAUUUGGCUGCAAGUCAUUCAAAGCUGGGCCUAUAAAUGGUAUGGAAGUUCAGAUUUCAUGGAUCAUUCUUUGACUCUUAUACUCACAGGUUUUCAAAAAUACAAAUGGGAAAUCAGUUUGAAAGUUCUGCAAAAUCCACUGAAGGGCCUGACAAAACAUAGAUCAAGGAAUAUAUGAAUGUCAAGUUAUCUAAUAUGAGAAAUGUUCCCUGUUUCAUUACCUUUAACCAAAGUUUGAAAAUGUGGUUAGUUCAAAAUCAAUUAAUUUACUGUCCAAAAGUAUUGCUGUGAAUAUGAUGUAUGUCUUGAUGAUUUAUUGAAUUAUACAGCUGACCUGUUUUUAAUGUUUUUGCAUCAAUAUCUAUUUCAUACAAUAAAACCUAAGCUGAGCCAUUUGUGAUAUUCUCCUCAGGGUUCUUUAUUUCAGUCUACAGUAAAUCUAGAAGCAAAAACCAAGAGCAGUACUUGAUUGAUGAACAUUCUGCCAUUGUGUGUUAGUGUAUAAAAAGUGUAUACGCUAUUUUUAAAUUAUAUAUACAAUGGCAUGGUGCAUCAGUUUGACAAAUACAAUUCAUUUAGA